AUGAGCAUUCCACGUGGUGGCCCCCCGGGGGCCCCCAAAGUAAAGCGCGAGGAGGGGCCCCUGGAACCUAAGCCCAGUAGAGCAGCAGCAGCAGCAGCAGCAGCAGCAGCAGCAGCAGCAGCAGCAGCACCAGAAGCAGCAGCAGCAGCAGGAGUUAAGGUGAAGAAGGAGAAAGAGAAGGUUCCUCCGAAGCAGAAACAGCAGCAGCAGCAGCAGCAGCAGCAGCAGCAGCAGCAGCAGCAGGGCUCUCCCCAGCAAUCAGACCCUCACUCUGGGGGCCCCCUGGGGGCCCCCCAAAAAAAGGGUACAGCAGGGGGGCCCCCAGCUAGAGGCUCUGCACCUAAGGGGGGCCCCCGGGGGGCCCCCCAAACCCCUGGGGGCCCCCCUGGGGGCCCCCAGGGGGCCCCCAAGACCCAGGGGGCCCCCAAGACCCAGGGGGCCCCCAAGACCCCGAGGGGCCCCCAGGGGGGCCCCCCUGGGGGCCCCCAGGGGGCCCCCAAGAGGCAAGGGGGGCCCCCCAAAAGCAGCAAAGAAAAGGGAGGCCCCCAGGGGGGCCCCCAGGGGGGCCCCCAGAGGGGCCCCCAGGGGGGCCCCCAGGGGGGCCCCCAGGGGGGCCCCCAGGGUUUGGGGGGCCCCCAGGGGGGCCCCCAGGGGCCCCCGGGGGCCCCGAAAGGGUCUGAAGGGUUUAGCAAAAGGUUUAACACUCCUUUGGUGGUUAAAAAUGAAAUGGAAGUCGAGGGUUUAGAGUCUGAUGAUGAAGAAGACUUAAAUAGAAUUGGAGAGGUGCCUUUGUGGUGGUACGACAAGUACAAACAUAUAGGUAAACCCUAA
Messenger RNA from Eimeria necatrix, 831 nucleotides. RefSeq lists its product as hypothetical. NCBI's taxonomy places the organism in Eukaryota, Apicomplexa, Conoidasida, Eucoccidiorida, Eimeriidae. The transcript has a single exon. Bases 1 to 831 code for a protein of 276 amino acids. The record is from RefSeq and is a predicted model, not a curated record.